Diorhabda carinulata is the source of this 1183-nucleotide messenger RNA. Its product is annotated as 2-Hydroxyacid oxidase 1-like. The record is from RefSeq and is a predicted model, not a curated record. Gene Ontology annotation, molecular function: oxidoreductase activity; FMN binding. Bases 26 to 1135 code for a protein of 369 amino acids. The transcript is spliced from 7 exons. NCBI's taxonomy places the organism in Eukaryota, Metazoa, Arthropoda, Insecta, Coleoptera, Chrysomelidae.
AAUAGAUUUGUAGACUAGAAUAAAAAUGCUUGCUCUUCACGUACCUAUAGAAAACUCUAUUAAAACUAAUCUAGUUUGUAUCGAUGAUUAUGAAAAAUAUUCCCAAAAAACUUUAUCCAAAUGUGUAUACGAGUUUUUUGCCGAAGGCAGUGGGCAACAAGAAACUCUCAAAAGUAAUACAAAUGCAUUUAAAAAAUAUAAAAUAAGACCUCGAUAUCUUUGCAAUGUAGCCCAUAGAAAUCUAAAGAUUAAAAUAUUGGGAAAAGAUAUAUCAAUGCCGAUUGGUGUUGCACCUACAGCUAUGCAAAAACUUGCCCAUCCCAAUGGAGAAACAGCUAUUGCUAGAGCUACACAAGAGUUAAACACAAUCUAUAUCAUGAGUAUCUAUUCGACAACUAGUAUAGAAGAUGUAGUGAAAGCUGCUCCACAUGGAAGGAAAUGGUUACAGCUUUUCAUUUUUUCUGACAGAAAAAUAAACGAGGACGUUAUAACCAACGCUGAAAGGAAUGGAUUUGAAGCUAUAGUGGUUACUUGUGAUUUUCCAGUACUAGGAAUUCGUUUAGCAUCAGCUAGGAAUAAACUAUACCUACCUCAACAUUUGCAACUUGGUGUUCUAAAAAAAUAUAUGGAACAACAAAAAAUGGACGACAUACGAGUAAUAUCAGAUCCGUCAGCGCAAUGGAAUGAUAUUAAAUGGUUGAAAACAAUAACGAAACUUCCUAUUGUAGCUAAAGGUAUACUAUCUGCUGAGGAUGCUAUUUUAGCGAUUGAAGCUGGAGUCUCUGCCAUUAUAGUUUCAAAUCACGGAGGUAGACAGUUAGACAGUCUACCAACAACAAUAGAAGUACUACCUGAAAUUGUUCAAGCAGUAGGAGACAAAGUUGAAGUAUAUAUAGAUUGUGGAUUUAGAGAUGGUACAGAUGUAUACAAAGCUAUAGCUCUUGGUGCAAAAAUGGUGUUCGUAGGAAGACCUGCAAUUUGGGGGCUUGCACACAGUGGAACAGAAGGUGUUAAAAACGUCUUGAAUAUUCUUCGAAACGAACUUGAUAUAGCAUUAGCUAUUUCAGGAUGUUGUAGUUUGGAUGAAAUAACACCAGAGAAAGUGGUCCAUGAGUCAUAUUACUCAAAACUGUAAUUUUGUCUUGAAAAUUUGAAAGCAAAAUAAAAAUUUGAUCAACAUGUU